AUGACCUCUCGCUUUCUUGAUCGCUGUCAUGAUUCCCUCUGGUGUUCCCUCCAUGGCAUCAUCCUUAACAUCCCGCCUACUCGCCUGCCCCUCUUUCCAGCUCUAGCAGGCUCGGUCUGGUUCCUGACUCUGGCUUCGCUGCUCCUCACCUGGAUUGCCCGGGGGAUGCCUCAAUAUCCCGGGCAGAGUAACCCCCAUGUUGCCUUCAUAUCCGACAUCGCCUCGUUUGAACUCAAACCGUUAUUCCUCGUAGGCGCCUCCAUCACCGCCGUAGGAUUUGCCUUUACCGUCGCGACGGUGCACGUCGUCCGCUAUGAACCCGGCUUCGCCUUGGUCCGAUGUCCCGCGGUACACUCUUCCACUGCUACUACCGGCCAUGAAGAACCCCCGCUUGCGCCAGGCAACAACGAUGACGAUGCAAACCCCAACUCCCACGCCCAUCCCCACUUGAAUGAACACGAUGGCGACGAUGACGAGGACCACGAAACCACCAAGACCCUCAAGGUCGUCUCGCUGCUGGCUAUCUUUGCCGCUAGCGUCGCCAGUACCGCCCUCAUCUUGCUGGGCGUCAUGGACACCUUCCGUUACAAGCGCUUGCAUCAUCUCUUUCUCCGCAUCUGCUUCUCCGGGCUCGCCGUGCAAUCAGCCUGCACCGCCAUCGUCUAUUCCAACGAGGUCCUCGGCUUCGUCUCCUAUGUCUACCAUCUAGGUAUUUGGCAACAUGAUUGGGGGAAAAGAAGCCAACGCGUGAGAGUCUUCGCCUCGCUCUCGACGGCCCUGAUCCUCGUCGAAGUCUUCCUCGCCGCCGCGUUCAUAUCCCUCACCGUCUCCGAGGAGAAUCCCAUCUCCACCUACCGCACGGCCGGUAUCCUGGAAUGGAUCAUUGCGUUCCUGGGCACCGUCUAUCUAUGGCUGUUCUGUGGCUUUUUGGACCGAACGAAUUUCGACACUUGCGUGCCCAGUGUCCUGUAUCGCCCUCCGUCGCACAGGAAACCCUCCGGGCAAGUGCUCGGCUCGUCUGCGAGUGCUCUCCCUCUAUCACCCGACCCGGGCCUCGAUCCGGAACGUGCCCCGUUACUGGCUCAUGUAGAAGGAGCAAAAUAUACAUAG
Molecule: messenger RNA, 1110 nt
Organism: Aspergillus affinis
Lineage: Eukaryota; Fungi; Ascomycota; Eurotiomycetes; Eurotiales; Aspergillaceae
Exons: 4
Coding region: 1-1110 (369 amino acids)
Source: RefSeq, a predicted model, not a curated record